Messenger RNA from Cajanus cajan (pigeon pea), 1913 nucleotides. RefSeq lists its product as uncharacterized. The record is from RefSeq and is a predicted model, not a curated record. NCBI's taxonomy places the organism in Eukaryota, Viridiplantae, Streptophyta, Magnoliopsida, Fabales, Fabaceae.
GUCGCCGAUCAAAUUGAAAACCUGUGGGUUGGUUCCAAAAACCCUCACUCAAACCCAAAACCAUGGGCAGAUUCUGUCUGCUCCAACAAAACCAGUUGCUUCAAAAUCAAACACACACUCUCUCUCUGUUAUAUCAUUACCCUUCUCUUCUCUUUUCCCGACAACUGAAUCCUAUCACCAAACCCUAUGUAAUGCCACGCUUUUUUCUUCUCUCUCACAAUCCCUUCAUCCAUAUUCAUGUCCUUCUCCAUCGCCACCCUUUCCGAUUUCUUCAACUAUUCGAUUAAGGGAGUUGAAAACCCUCACAAUUUGCCACACCAUCCCCAAAUGGUACCCUAUGCCACCCAUCAUGAAACUGAUCCGCACCAUCCACACCUUCAGCACCAAUCGAUCAAACAUGGCUACCCUAACUAUUCUUCAUCCAAGACCAAACAACCCCAACAACAACAACAACAAAGCACUCUCAGUGAUGAGGAUGAGCCAGGUGGUGAUGAGGACCCCAAGAGAAAGGUCUCACCUUGGCAGAGAAUGAAGUGGACUGACACCAUGGUGAGGCUCUUGAUUAUGGCGGUUUAUUACAUUGGCGAUGAGGCUGGCUCUGAAGGGAGUGAUAAGAAGAAAUCCUCUGGUUUGAUGCAGAAGAAGGGGAAGUGGAAGUCGGUGUCAAGGGCCAUGAUGGAGAAGGGGUUCUAUGUUUCUCCUCAACAGUGUGAGGACAAGUUCAAUGACUUGAACAAGAGGUACAAGAGGGUGAAUGAUAUCCUUGGCAAGGGAACGGCUUGCAGGGUUGUGGAGAAUCAGAGUCUGUUGGACACAAUGGACUUGUCUCCAAAGAUGAAAGAGGAGGUUAAGAAGUUGCUCAAUUCUAAGCAUUUGUUCUUCAGGGAGAUGUGUGCUUAUCAUAAUAGUUGUGGCCAUGGGAAUAAUAGCAAUGUUCCGCAGCAAGGAGAGUCUGGGGGGGAGGUGUCUCAGUCUCAGGCACAACCACAACCACAGCCACAUCAGCAGCAGCAGCAGCAACAACAACAACAACGUUGUUUUCAUUCAUCAGAGAAUAUGGUGGGGAAUUUGGGGGGUUUGAGGAUGUUGAAAGUGGGAAAUGGGGAAGAGGAGGAUGAGGAGGAGGAGGAGGAGGAUGAGUCUGAGGAUGAUUCAGAUGAGGAUGAAGAUGAUUCAGGAGAAGGUGGUUCAAGGGGUCAAGUGGGGCAUGGACAUGAGGAUGAGAAUGAUGGAAGGUCAACGAGGAAGAGGGCAAGGAAAGGGGUUUCCAUGUCACCACAUGUGAUGCAGCAACUGAAUGCUGAGGUGAGUGGUGUGUUCCAAGAUGGGGGUAGGAGUGCUUGGGACAAGAAGCAAUGGAUGAGGGGCAGGAUAAUGCAGUUGGAGGAGCAGCAAUUGAGCUAUCAAACUCAAGCAUUUGAGUUGGAGAAACAAAGGCUGAAAUGGGCAAGGUUUAGCAGCAAGAAGGAGAGGGAGAUGGAGAGAGCCAAACUUGAAAAUGAACGAAGGAGGCUUGAGAAUGAGAGAAUGGUUUUGCUCAUUCGUCAGAAGGAGAUUGAAUUGAUGAGUCAUCAACACCAACAUCAGCAGCAGCAGCAACAACAACAACAUUCGUCUACCUAGGUCUAGGGGAGAUUAUUUUGCUGGGGUUAGUUUUAUGAUAGAUGAAAUCUAAGUAUAGACAGAAUGUAGAUUGAAUAGGCCAAAUAGAGGAAAGUGGUUGGUUGUUCUCGUUUUGGGGUACUAGAUAAGUUAGUUCUUAUUGAAGAAAACGAAAAUAGUAAUCAUGUCUGUAUCUACUAUCUAGAUACCCUUGUAAACAUGCUUUGGUAAUUGGUUAAUAGUGUUUUGUUUUAAACUACGCUUAACUAUAUCUGUCUCUUCCUCAAUCAAGUUGGAUUGUUAAAAGUAAA